Molecule: messenger RNA, 3593 nt
Organism: Leptopilina boulardi
Lineage: Eukaryota; Metazoa; Arthropoda; Insecta; Hymenoptera; Figitidae
Exons: 14
Coding region: 147-3104 (985 amino acids)
Biological process (GO): mitotic sister chromatid segregation
Cellular component (GO): condensin complex; nucleus
Source: RefSeq, a predicted model, not a curated record
GCAAAAUCAACACAAAAUCAAUAUGGCUUCCGAAUUGAUAGGCCGGUAAAUAAUUAUUCUGGAUAUUAAAAUCUUUUUGAAUUUUCAUUAAUAUCGUGACACUCAAAGCAGCAUGAUUAUACACUGAUUCAGGAAAUAUAUGUAUAAUGAAAGAAAAACAAAAAAUAUUAACCAUUAUCUUGAAAUUGCAAGAUAUCCUUGGAAAUGAAUAUCCUGAAGUUCAAAAUAUUUUCAAUAAAUUGAAAGUAAAGAAAGAUGUUAAACAUGCGAUUAAGUCAAUAAAAUCUAUUAAUGAUAUAAAAAAUUUAAUGAAACUUACUCGAGAUGAUAGAAUUCUUCAAACACCAGAAGGAAGAGAAUUAUUGGUCUAUUUGCUCUCAAUUGAUGAGGAAUGGACAAUGGGAAUCUAUAAUAACAUUCGAGCUUCAUUGGAAACUGCGGAUAUUAAUAGUGUGAAAAUUUAUGCAAUAAUAUUAAUGAAUUCCUGGCAGAAAGCAAUUGACAAUAGAAAAAUAAUUGAGACAUGUUUAGAAAAUUUAAUUUUUCACUCUCUACGUACCAAUAGGGACAUUAAUGGAAGAGUGAAGCUGGGACAAAAUUUGUUAAUAUUUCUCGAGUGCAUUCAUCUUCAAAAAAACAAUACUAUCAAACAAAUUAUGUGCAAUAAUUACUAUAAAUUUAUUUGGACAUAUUUAGAGGCUCCUGGAUCCUGUGUAAGGUGUAAUACAGCAGAAAUUCUUUUUAUAGCCUAUCCAAUGUAUGUAACCAAUGAAUUUCGAAAAAAUAAAAACGACUUAAAAAGUAAUAUAUAUUUAAGCAAGCAACACAAGGCAAUAACUAAUCUUCUGAGAGAUUCGAAUACAAUUGUUUUAUCUGUGGCUUUAAAGGGCAUAUUUCAAAUUUUAGAAAAGUUUUGGACCACUGUACCAAUAAAAAUAAUAAACGAAUGGUUGUGCCUUGCUGUUGAAUACACAAAAACUUCAAACAUUCCAGAAAUUAGAAAAAGUGUUAUUAUGGGUUUUAAAAGUCUUUUGAAAAAUUCAAAAAGUCAUUCAACUUUAGAGAAAUUAAUACCAAAAUUACUAAACUCUUUAUUCGAUCCAAAUAUUGAUGUUAAAUUAGCGGUACUUGAUCUCUUUCUGGAAAUAGAAAAUUGUACAAAUAUCUAUAUUUCAAAUGCAGUGUCAUUAGAAAUUAUUGUACAUUGUCUAGAGAUGAAUUCCCAUACGGAAGUGGUGAAUUCAUUACACAAAUUACUGUGGAUAAGGAUUUCUUUUGCGAAAAUCAAGGGAAGAAUUCUUAACGAAAUAAUAGAUGCUGGUCAAUUAAAUAUUAAUCUAUUUCGUGAUUUUUUUUUACAAUCAAAGGAUAUUAUUUGCUAUGAAAGUGCAUUGGAAAUUUUGGAUUUAUUAUUACCGGAAAUUGCGCGUUUAACAGAAUCAUUAACAGAAACGGAAGUUAAUGAAAAUUCGAGUGUUACAGAAUUAAGUGUUAAAGUGAAAAAAAAAAUUUGUGGAAAUGCAAGUUCACAUUUCACUAAAUUAGAUGUUAAUAAAUUAACAUCAAUUCAUAUUUUCAUCGAUGCAAGUGCACUUUUAUAUUUAGUAAAUAUGGAAAGUUUGAUGAAAAAUUUACAUCAAAUUUAUGUAAAAGAAUUAAAUUUGAAAAUCGUUGAAAAAAUGCAAAACAUUUUGGAAAAGUUUCAGGAUUCGGAAUUAAGUGAAUUGGCGAUCAUUUUUCUUUCCUUAAUACCAAAAAAAUUAAUAAAAAAUUUAGAAGAAUAUUUGGAAAAAUUUAAAAAAAAAUUAUUACAGCAAAAUGUGUCUGAUAAUAUGAUAUUAUCAAUUAUACAUUUGCUAUUUAAAUGGGAAGAAGUCGAUGAUUUACUUGAUUUAUUACCAUGUCUCGUGAAAGAUGAUGAAAAUUUACAUCUAAAACUUGAUUCUUUCGUGAAAAGUUCAUCAAUGGAUAGAGCUUUGGGUCUCAAAAUAUUAGAAAUAAUUAUUGAUAAUAAUUUUCUGUGCAAUUUUCUACCAAAAUAUUAUGAAAAAUUUAUUAAUUUAUGGGAAAAUUUACAUUUUAUUGAAGACUGCAUAGAAAGUCGUCUUGAAAAUAAUAAUUUUCCCAAUUUAUUACCGGACAAUGUUUUAAAAUCAAUUUUUAAACAUUACUUGUCCCUUAUUCCAAUUCUUAAUUCCGAUAAUUUUAAAUCUGAAAUUCAUUUUUCGCGAAUUAUUAUCUGGACACAAGAAAAAAUUCUUCCUCGCAUAUCAAAUUUAACGGAUCUUGAAGCAAUAGGUUUGUUGAUAAACUUGUUAAAAUUUGUAUUAAACACAAGCAAUGAUAUGAUAAUUGAAUUGAAAGCUUCGCCAAAAUUAUGUAGUAAAAUUAUAAUUUUAUACACCAAAUGUCUAAUGGAAAAAUGUGGCAUUAUUUUUGUAAAUUCCGCUCUAGUCACUGUGUUAGUUUUAAUGAAAUUUAGUUUGAAAAUAUUUAAAAAUGAUGAAUCAGAAAUAUUAAAGACUCUUGUGCCGUCUCUUUUUGUCGCUGUAAUGGUCACAAUAACUAAAUAUCCUGUGGAGUUAGUAAAAACAAACACGAAUAAUUUGAAGACACUUACGAAUUUGAUCGAAAAUAUUUUCCCUCUAUUGAGCCAAUCAUUAGAUUUACGCAUAAAAUACAUGACAAUUAUUUUUAAUGCGGCUGUAUUUUAUCAUAGUAAAGAUUUGAAAAAUCUUUUAUCCAAUGGACAAAUUUUUUCACAAGAAAAUAUUCUCGAUCAAGUGUUUUCCUUCAUCACAGAGGAAUUAAUGAAAAUUAUUUUGUGCUUCGAUGAAUUUGACGAUUUGUGUUUUAACAUUUUGGAUAAAACUUAUUUCAAAUACAAAGUUUUGGAUCAAUUAUCAUUAUUAAUGAUUAUUCAACGUCUUAUUGGGCAACGGAAAAAAUCGACAAUGAAAAAUAAAAAACGAAUGAAAACUGCAGUGCGUUCAAUAAAAGAACAAAUUGAUAAUUCAUCUGAAAUAAUUGAUUUCACUUCAGUUCACGAUAAAUUUAUUAGUGAUUCAAAAAAACAGAUUCUCAAAGAGAUGUUAAGUUCGUGAUAUUCCUGAAAUUUCAAGUGAAAAAAAAUGUUAUUUGUUUAAAAUUUGAAAUUGUUAAAAAAACGAAAUACUUCCACUAAUGAGGAAGAGAAAAAUGAGUUGAAAAAAUGUUAUAAAAACAAAAAAAAGAAUUUUCUAAAAAUUCUUGUAUAUAUUUGUAAAAGUUCCACAAUUGAAAAUUAUUGAAUUUUUACUUUUGUAUUGAAUUUAUUGUAGUAUUAUAUAGUUAUAUAUGUAUAUAUUUAGUAUAUAUGAAAGCAAAAUAAUCAAAAAAAAUCUACGGAUGUUAAAAAUUUCAUUUUUAAAUAUUGUUGAACUUGUUAUUAUAUGGAUAUAAUUUUUUUUUUUUUUCCAUAAUGAAAAAUACUUUUCGUACUUUAUUGUUUUACGUUGAUUAUUAUUUAAUGUGCUCGUCAGGAGACUAAAAAAUUGGAAAAUUUUAAUAUUUGUUAUAAUGAAGUUGAAAAUAAAUUUCAAUGAGAGACCAAA